Molecule: messenger RNA, 1707 nt
Organism: Carcharodon carcharias (great white shark)
Lineage: Eukaryota; Metazoa; Chordata; Chondrichthyes; Lamniformes; Lamnidae
Gene: cyp21a2
Product: steroid 21-hydroxylase
Exons: 11
Coding region: 1-1707 (568 amino acids)
Biological process (GO): hormone biosynthetic process; progesterone metabolic process
Molecular function (GO): heme binding; steroid 17-alpha-monooxygenase activity; iron ion binding
Source: RefSeq, a predicted model, not a curated record
AUGUUAACUAUCUUCCUGCUCAUCUUAUUUUCUCUCUUAAUCACCUUAAAAUUCUGGAGACAUGGAAGGUUCCAGAAGCAACGAAGCCAACAGCAGCUGCCUGGUCCAACUUCACUGCCGUUCAUAGGCAACCUGCAGGACCUGAGACAGCAAAAUCUCCACAUCCACCUCACCAAAUUGGCCAAGAGAUUCGGGCCAAUCUACAGACUGAGGACAUGGAGACAAGAAAUCGUUGUGCUAAACAGUACGGAACUGAUUAAGGAGGCACUGGUGAAGAGAUCGUCAGACUUUGCUGGGCGACCUGAGACAUUUAUAGGAAACUUCAUAUCGUUCGGUGGGAAGGACCUGUCCCUCGGAGAUUACACCACAGCCUGGAAGAUCCAGAAGAAGUUGGCUCACAAUGCGAUACAGCGGAGUCGGAGUAUGGGCCUUGAGUCUGUGGUGGAACAAGAGGCUCAGAGACUGUGUGAGGCAUUCCAGAGCUACGUGGGGGCGCCAGUGUACACAACUAAAGAUUUCUCCAUGUCCAUCUGUAAUGUCAUCGCCACCCUAAUCUUUGGCACAGCGUAUGAGAAGAAUGAUCCCGAGCUGCAGAAUAUACAUGACUGCUUGGUGGAACUGGUCAGUCUCUGGGGGUCUCCCUCGAUCAGCCUUCUCGACUUAUUUCCCAUUCUGCAGCAUUUUCCGAAUUCUGCCUGGAAGGAUUUUCAAAAGGCAGUGGAGAAACGAGAUUCCUUCGUGCGGCAGCAGAUUGAGAGGCACAAGGUGGGUGAGCACCGUUCCACAAAAUGUGCUUUGACAAUCCGAACAACCACAAAAGAUCGCCUCCUACUGCACCGGAAGGGCAUUGCGGGGUGGAAGAGCUACGGAGCAGGUGUGGGCGCGGCGGAGGCUUCAACUGUUGGGGGCGGUGGGGGCGUGGUUGAGCGCGGCGGGGGUGUGGUUGAGCGCGGCGGGGGUGUGGAGACAUUUCAGAAGGGGAAGAUCCGAGAUAGCACGGAUGCGCUGAUGAAGUAUUUCUGGGAGCAGGACAAAGGCACCACCGAGUUGGGGGAGGUGACAGAGGAACAUAUUCACAUGGUGAUUGUGGACUUGUUUGUGGGCGGAACAGAAACAACAUCUUCCACUCUGGGCUGGGCAAUCGCCUUCCUGAUUCAGAGGCCAGAGAUUCAGGACAGGAUUUACCGUGAAAUAUGCGACCUGGUCGGAGAUGAUUGUUACCCAACCUACGCCGACAAGAGGGAGCUGCCCCUUCUGUCUGCCACCAUUGCUGAGGUUCUGCGGCUGAGACCUGUGGUCCCCCUGUCACUGCUGCACCGCACAACCUGUGACACGAGUGUUGCAGGUUAUUUUAUUCAGAAGGGAACUAAUGUCAUCACCAACCUUUUUGGAGCUCAUCAGGAUGAAAGCAAAUGGACGGAUCCAGCAGAAUUCAGACCAGAACGUCUCUUGGAGACAGAUGAUGCCGAGACGUCCGUGCAGAGUGUCAUCUCUUUCGGGGCUGGCGCUCGAACCUGUCUGGGGGAACCCAUAGCUCGGGUGGAGCUCUUCCUUUUCUUGGCGUAUCUCCUGAAGGAUUUUCAGUUCCUGCCAGCGAAGGACGGACAUCUCCCGGACCUCCAGGGACAGCCUGGAAUUCUGCUCAAAGUCAAACCCUAUCGCGUAUCGAUUGUACGCAGAUCAGCUCUUAAACACAAUGAAUACUGA